GCCUUCAGAUAGCGGAAACACGCGAACUGCACGAGUUUAAAGGCGUCUAAGAAGUAAAGCUGGGGGAAAUGAGCGCAGUUGGUGUGCAGAAAUACGCCAAACCCCCCAGAUAUGAAGGCGUUACGGUGCUCGAGCAGUCGUGAAGGUUUGCAUGGAGGCGGGGACUCCUGCGCAUCGCCGAGUGUGUGUGGAUGGCGUGGGCUUCUCUCCUCCAAACCAGUAGCAUCAUCACUUGGUUCACAGCAACAGCCUCGUUCGCAUCAUCAUCCCCAUCCUCCUCCUCAUCCUCAUUAUCACCAUUUCCAGGCUUGAAGAGGAACACUCACACCGCGGGGAUUAAGACAUAAGAAGAGAGCCGCUUGUCAUUCAGGCGAACCAGGAGGGAAGUCUGCAAUUCUGUGAGGUGAACAAACUGAAGUGCCAGCACAUUCAGGGGGGCCUCUUUUCACAGUCUCUGACCAUUUUUGCAUCUUCUGAACCUCUUUAAAAUGGAAGAGAACUACCAAAACCGGACUGCCUUCAUAAAAGGUGCCAAAGACAUUGCGAAAGAAGUCAGGCGGCAAGCCAGUAAGAAGGUUGGCCGUUCAGUGGAUCGGGUGACUGAUGAGUACAGCAAGCGCUCCUACAGCCGCUUUGAAGAGGAUGAUGAUGAUGAAUAUCCCAUGCAGGGAAGCCAGGAUGGAGGCUACUACCGUGGAGACAGCCAGGCAGCCAAUGACGAUGAUGGUGGCCACAGUGACUCCACAGAGGGCCACGAUGAGGAUGAUGAGAUCUAUGAGGGCGAGUACCAAGGAAUCCCCAGGGCUGAUUCCGGCAAAGGUAGCCUGGCUGGAGGCCCGGGGUCAGUGAGAGCCGGCGCUCAGCAGUUCAGAGAUAUUGGAGUGUCCGAGGCUGAGAGGAGGAAGGACCAGGAGGAGCUGGCUCAGCAGUACGAGACCAUUUUGCAAGAAUGCGGUCACGGGAAGUUCCAGUGGACCCUGUACUUUGUGCUGGGGCUUGCACUCAUGGCUGAUGGCGUGGAGAUUUUUGUUGUCGGGUUUGUCCUCCCCAGUGCUGAGAAAGAUAUGUGCCUAUCUGAACCAAACAAAAGCAUGCUAGGUCUCAUUGUAUAUUUUGGGAUGAUGGUUGGGGCUUUCCUCUGGGGUGCUCUGGCUGACCGGAUAGGCCGUCGGCAGUCUCUUCUCAUCUGUCUCUCCAUCAAUAGCAUCUUCUCUUUCUUCUCCUCCUUCGUUCAGGGCUACAGCACCUUUCUGUUUUGCCGGCUGCUCUCUGGUGUUGGAAUCGGUGGCUCCAUUCCCAUCGUGUUUUCCUUCUACUCUGAAUUUCUGUCCCAAGAAAAGCGUGGCGAGCACCUCAGCUGGCUCUGCAUGUUCUGGAUGAUUGGUGGAAUAUAUGCAUCUGCUAUGGCCUGGGCUAUAAUCCCACAUUAUGGAUGGAGUUUCCAGAUGGGCUCAGCGUACCAGUUCCAUAGCUGGCGUGUGUUUGUAUUAGUGUGUGCAUUUCCUUCUGUUGCAGCCAUCGCUGCUCUCAACGCCAUGCCAGAGAGCCCACGCUUCUACUUAGAGAAUGGCAAACAUGACGAAGGCUGGAUGAUUCUGAAGCUAGUUCAUGACACAAACAUGCGUGCAAAAGGAUACCCAGAGAAGGUGUUCUCUGUCACUACAAUUAAGACGGUGAAACAGGUGGAUGAGCUGGUGGACACUGGCACUGAUACUCCAGUCUGGAAACGCUACAGACUGAAGAUUAUGAGCCUCUCCCAACAGAUUAGGAAAAACCUUCUUGCCUGCUUCAGCCCCGAAUAUAAACGGACAACGUUCAUGCUCAUGGCUGUUUGGUUUACCAUGUCUUUCAGUUAUUAUGGCCUGACGGUGUGGUUCCCAGACAUGAUUAAGUACAUCCAGAAGCAGGAAUAUGAAUCAAAGACAAAGACCUUCACUAAGGAAGAAGUGAAACAUGUCACUUUUAACUUCACCCUGGAAAACCAAGUGCAUCGCCAAGGACACUACUUCAAUGACAAGUUCCUCAACCUGAAGCUGAAGUCCAUGGUGUUCGAAGACUCUGUGUUUGAGGAGUGCUACUUUGAAGAUAUCACCUCCACACACACUUUCUUCAGAAACUGUACCUUCAUUGCAAGCUUGUUCUAUAACACAGACUUGUUUAAAUACAGGUUUAUCGACUGUAAACUGAUCAACAGCACGUUUCUUCAUAACAAAGAGGGCUGCAUGCUCGACUUCAGCGAUGAUUUCAACAAUGCCUACAUGAUAUACUUUGUCAACUUCCUUGGCACUCUGGCAGUGUUGCCUGGCAACAUUGUGUCGGCACUAUUAAUGGACAAAAUUGGGCGUUUGAGGAUGCUGGCGGGAUCGAGUAUUAUAUCUUGUGUCAGCUGUUUCUUCCUGAUUUUCGGAAACACUGAGUCAGGGAUGAUCGCCCUCUUGUGUCUGUUUGGUGGCAUCAGCAUUGCCUCCUGGAAUGCCUUGGAUGUGAUAACAGUGGAACUCUACCCCUCAGAUAAAAGGACCACAGCAUUUGGCUUCCUGAAUGCUCUCUGUAAGGUGGCGGCUGUCCUGGGCAUCAGCAUCUUCCAGUCGUUUGUGGGGAUCACCAAGGCUGUACCCAUCAUAUUUGCUGCUGGUGCACUGGCUACAGGUAGUUUCCUUGCUACAAAGUUGCCUGAAACACGAGGCCAAGUGUUGCAGUAAGACAGAUGACCAGCAGUGGGCAGCAGAGCACAGCGUUGCCCGUCACACCAUCAGAACAGACUGCCAUCCCUAUUGUAAGCCCAGAAUCCUUUGAAAUAUGGAUUGUGUCAUUCAAAGUCUAUACAGACCCACAGAGAUUAAGAGCAGAUGUAGAAAUACAUGUCUGUGUCAUGAUAACACAAAUACAUAAACACUUUAUUUCAGCUGUACCUACAGGUAGAUAAAAACCUAAAAGUCAUAUUUGCAGGGUGAUGUGCAGUUAGGAUAAAAUGUCCACACAUCUACAGUGGAAGGAAAGAGGUUAAAUAAAGCGAUGAGACUGAAAAAAAAGCCAUUUCUGGAGAAAUAUGGAAAAGAUUUAGUGCAUGUAUGUGGUCAACUUUCAAAUAUGAUGAGUUCUGUCUUGUCCUCGGUGACUGGAUUUCAGUACUGCUUUUGAUUUUGCUGUGAUGUUACUGGUACAAUUCAUUUCACAUUUCCAUCCAGACCAAUGCUCAUAGAUGUGUUUAAUGAAACCUUUUUUCACUGAAAAGAUCUCAGAAUGAAUUUUAUUGUGAUUAUAUUUUCCCUAAAAACACCCAUGACAAGUGCUUGACUACUGCUGUUACUGUUUAUCAAAUAACAGGAAAACAUUCCAGAGAGGGUCAAUUUAUUCAGAAACCAUUAUUUAAUUAUUUUUGUCUUUGCAUAAAUACAGUUUCUAUACAGCCUGAAAACGCAGACAGGUGAAGAUGCAUUUCACAGGAUUCUUUGUUGUAAAUGGGAAUAAUUUGAUCCAGUUCCUCAGUGUUCAGUGUUAUUACUGAUUUUCCUUUCCUGUUGUUAACCCAUACAGCCGUGGUAGUGUGAUGACGAUCCUGUCUGCAAUGCAGGAACAUCUUCAGGACGGAUUUUGAUCUAGUAGUAAA
Molecule: messenger RNA, 3610 nt
Organism: Monopterus albus (swamp eel)
Lineage: Eukaryota; Metazoa; Chordata; Actinopteri; Synbranchiformes; Synbranchidae
Product: synaptic vesicle glycoprotein 2A-like
Exons: 13
Coding region: 489-2702 (737 amino acids)
Biological process (GO): chemical synaptic transmission; transmembrane transport
Cellular component (GO): synaptic vesicle membrane; neuron projection
Molecular function (GO): transmembrane transporter activity
Source: RefSeq, a predicted model, not a curated record